Messenger RNA from Drosophila innubila, 676 nucleotides. Its product is annotated as protein C10. Lineage: Eukaryota; Metazoa; Arthropoda; Insecta; Diptera; Drosophilidae. The record is from RefSeq and is a predicted model, not a curated record. Bases 105 to 455 code for a protein of 116 amino acids. The transcript has a single exon. Gene Ontology annotation, biological process: post-embryonic development.
AAAGAGCAAGUUAAUGUGGGAAUGUGUGUGCGUGUGGUAGAUAGAAACAUUUUGUUUGUGUCAUUUGUUUGAAUAAAAAGAAAAUACAAAUUAAAUUGUUGGACAUGUCCUAUUUGGCCAGUUUUAAUAAUGAGAGCGCCAAGCAAAUACUCAUGGACAUAAUACGCACUGUGAAUCAGCCCGAGAACUCCAAGAAACUGUCGGAGGCAAAAGCGUCUGCGGGAAAGGAAAUGAUUCUAAUGAUGCAGCACGUCUUUCCACUUGUAAUGCAACUGCAGCUGGAGGUAAUCAAACUGCACGGAUUCCCGGGAAAUCGCGAGGGACUCGUUCAGUUCUCCCAGCUAAUACGUGAAAUGGAACGCGAUGAUAUGGAAAUCGCACGCCUGCGCAGCCAAAUCCGUGCCAUCUACUUACCUCCCAUAGCUAUAAACACUACCAACGAUAUACUCAUCUAACUCUCGAGUUAUCAGUUUGCUAGGCAAUAUGAGACUGCAAUAGAAUUAAGAACUCAGUAUUUUAUAAAUGUGUAUGUGUUUUUUCUGUAUUUUCUGGGCUUGAUGCACAAUUAACAAUAAAGCCAAGUUUAUACCCAAACCGGGGGUAUUAAUUGCUUAAGUAACAAUGGCAUAUCUCUUAAGUAAAAAAGAAAAAUAAAGAAACAUGUUGAAUCAAUAAA